Molecule: messenger RNA, 807 nt
Organism: Aricia agestis (brown argus)
Lineage: Eukaryota; Metazoa; Arthropoda; Insecta; Lepidoptera; Lycaenidae
Product: mitochondrial inner membrane protease subunit 2
Exons: 1
Coding region: 143-637 (164 amino acids)
Biological process (GO): mitochondrial respiratory chain complex assembly
Cellular component (GO): mitochondrial inner membrane peptidase complex; membrane
Molecular function (GO): serine-type endopeptidase activity
Source: RefSeq, a predicted model, not a curated record
UGUUACAAAAAAAGUGCAAUCAAAAUUUAUAAAAAUGUGUAAUGUGUAUACAGUGAAGAUAAUAUUUAAUAAACACUGCAUUUGAAUAUACUAUGUUGGACACAUUUUUCUGCAACAUUGUCUAUCUACCACGGACUCGUAGAUGUCGUUGAAAAGCUUGUUGAAGUCGGUGCUUUUCGGCGUACCAAUUGGAAUUACAUUUUUAGACACAAUAGGAUAUGUAGCUCGGGUGGAAGGUAUCUCAAUGCAACCAGCUCUCAAUCCGGAGUCAAGGAACACCGACUAUGUGUUCCUGUCGCGCUGGUCAGUCAGGAAUUACACAGUAAAGAGAGGCGACAUCAUAUCCCUAGUAUCACCGAAGGAUCCGAAUCAGAAAAUCAUAAAGCGUGUCGUAGGGCUCGAAGGUGAUGUGGUCAGCACACUCGGAUACAAAAAUCAGUAUGUCAAGGUACCAGAAGGCCACUGCUGGGUCGAAGGUGAUCACACUGGCCACACCUUAGAUAGCAACACAUUUGGUCCAGUUUCUUUAGGCUUAAUUAAUGCUAGAGCAAUUUACAUCGUAUGGCCACCGGAGAGAUGGCAAAGCUUAGAAGCUAAACUGCCUGAAAGCCGAAAACCUGUUAGUCUGCCAAUUUAGCUUAACAAAUUUUAAUGUAAAUACUAAACCAAAUUAUAAUUUGUAAAGUACUGUGCUAUUUAUUUUGUAACUGUUGUAAAUGUCUAAGCUAUGUUAUGAUUAACAUUUGCUAUAAAAUAAAGGCUACUUAGUAGUGUUGUUAUUGAAAUGCUUGAUAUAUUUUUUUCCCA